This is a messenger RNA of Alternaria metachromatica, 1422 nucleotides long. RefSeq lists its product as uncharacterized. NCBI's taxonomy places the organism in Eukaryota, Fungi, Ascomycota, Dothideomycetes, Pleosporales, Pleosporaceae. The record is from RefSeq and is a predicted model, not a curated record. The transcript is spliced from 4 exons. The coding region runs from base 1 to 1422 and encodes 473 amino acids.
AUGUCUUUUGGCUUCUCGAUAGGGGAUAUCAUCCUCCUUAGCCAAUUAGCCUACGACCUCUAUUCGACCCUUAGCUCUGGGAGACAGGCUGCAUCGCGUGACUUGAAAGAGCUCGAAGAAGUACUAUUUAGUUUGAAAUGCGCUUUAGAUCACCUCAAAGUAGCCUCCAGAGACGUUCUCGCCAGACCAGACUUGCAACAUGGGGGAUCAGCGCUUAAAGAGAAGUUGGACAUGAUGAUUGGAUCAUGUGCUUCCACACUCCAAGAGCUGGACACAGUGACAAAGAAGUACCGUGACGUCGAGAUCCAGGCAAAUAAAGGAAAGACGAAGUUGCGCACGCUGGAAGACGUGAAGAAGAGUAUGAAGGUCAACUGGCAGAGAGUGCGAUGGGACCGCGAGAAGCAAUCGUUACAGCAGUAUCGGGAGAAGUUAAAGUCGCACACCGAUGCGAUAAACCUCAUGUUGACUUCGAUAAUCUGGGCAAACACUGCGUUCGCGAAUGCUGAUAGCAAGAAGAGCCACGAUAUAACGCACUCUUUGUUAGAUAACAUGUUGCGCAACCCAGUUGCAGAUCCUGGAAUUCGGGGUAUGGUGGAGGAGAUGCACGUUAUGCUCACCAAUCCGACUGCCAGGUCACAACAAGGCCAGAUGAAAGUGAAACGAAGUACGGGAUUGUCCCACAACCAGUUCGAUGUCACUGCAAAUUCGCUGAGCGGCCCGUCAUCUGAGGAAGCACCGAAUCCGAAGCCAGAAGCCAUCCGAAUGGCCACAAUGCAAGAGAGCGCAAACGAGCCAAGCACACCCUCUGUACACCAUACGGCUCACACGCAAAGUAUGGGGUCGAGUGAGAUUUAUCACAAAAAGUCCGGGAACCUUGCGGAGAGCACAUUUCGUCAAGAGCGUCUGACAGACCAUGUCGAGCUACCAGCGGCCACUGUACAACUCAACAACGAACGCCGCGCUUUCGGAGCAAAGGAGUACGAAGCCUUCAAACAGCGAUGCGCAAAGCCGAAGAAAUUCGCGAAGCCGUCUUUCCUGACGAGUGUGACGCCCAGCAUUCAGCACCUCCAAGCCUGUAUACCGCAUAUCUUCCAAUCGACAGCAGAGGGUAAACAGCAGACGCAAGAGCUGAAGAACGAGAUAAGCAGAUGGACACAGGAGUUCGCUCGCUUCGUCGACGACACUAGAGCAACUCAGUCCAAUAAAGACGGGCAUAUCUUGACGUUGUUAGGAGCGCUGAACGAGGCAGUCGAUAGCAGUACUGGAGAUAUGAGAAAGCUGUUCUACGAGACUUCGGACUCGGCGGGCUUCACAUCAGUACUGAACCAGGUGGAGACGAUGUCGAAAAGCGUAAGGGUGAUGAAAGAGAUUGAAGAGUUCCAGGAUGCCAAAGAGGAAUGGUCAGAGCGAACUGUCAGAUAA